AAUGGUCAAACAUGGUAAAGCUAAAGCCAAGACCAUUAUCCUAGGUUCAUUUCCUUCUCAUAGCCAUUACCUCAAACUUCUAGCUCUAUUAGUUUCUUGUGCUUCUACUUCCUGAAAUUUCCGCUUGUGAGUUCAAUCCAGAGAAGCUAGAAAAAGAGAUGGUGAAAGAUAGGAAUAUUGGAGUGGCGUUAGACUUCUCUAAAGGAAGUAAGAUUGCUUUGAAAUGGGCAAUAGAUAACCUGGUGGAAGAGGGUGAUACCCUCUAUGUCAUCUGUGUCAAAAGCCCCCUAGAAAAAGAAAGUCGAAACCUUCUUUGGUCUAGCUCCGGUUCACCUCUGAUUCCUUUGGUGGAGUUCAGUGAUCAAGAAGUGAUGCAUAACUACGAGGUUGAUCUUGAUCCUGAGGUUUUGACUUUACUGGACGUUGCAUCCAAACAAAAACAAGUUACUGUGGUGGCAAAGCUUUACUGGGGUGAUGCAAGGGACAAGCUCUGUUGGUCAGUUGGAGACUUAAAGCUUGAUUGUUUGGUCAUGGGCAGCAGAGGACUUGGUAACAUCCAGAGGAUACUUCUGGGAAGUGUGACCAACCAUGUUAUUGUGAAUGCUACGUGUCCGGUGACAGUUGUCAAGGAUCAAGGUGCUCAUGAGAUUUAACUAGAUCUUCUAUGUGCUGAAAAUGACACUAUAUGGAAUCUUCUUAUAGUAAGGGAGGUUGAAUAUGGAGGUGUUGGCAAGUACUUUCCGAAUUCUAGUUCCCAAAGUUUCUUUACUAAAGUUGCAAGCUGUUUCACAAUCUAUUUUUGUAUAUGUAUGAACAUGGUUGUAUUGUAUAUUAGUAUGUAUGGAUUUCAAUAAUCCUAAAAGAAAAACGAAUAAAACCCUCUAAGGAUUUGAGCUUUUAUUUUGAAACAAAA
Ziziphus jujuba (common jujube) is the source of this 913-nucleotide messenger RNA. Its product is annotated as universal stress protein PHOS32. The coding region runs from base 159 to 653 and encodes 164 amino acids. The transcript is spliced from 4 exons. The record is from RefSeq and is a predicted model, not a curated record. Lineage: Eukaryota; Viridiplantae; Streptophyta; Magnoliopsida; Rosales; Rhamnaceae.